Stylophora pistillata is the source of this 1899-nucleotide messenger RNA. RefSeq names its product microfibril-associated glycoprotein 4. Gene Ontology annotation, molecular function: extracellular matrix structural constituent; protein-macromolecule adaptor activity. The record is from RefSeq and is a predicted model, not a curated record. Gene Ontology annotation, cellular component: fibrinogen complex. NCBI's taxonomy places the organism in Eukaryota, Metazoa, Cnidaria, Anthozoa, Scleractinia, Pocilloporidae. Gene Ontology annotation, biological process: fibrinolysis; blood coagulation, common pathway; platelet aggregation.
AUGAAAUCUGACCGUAUACGUAAGGACUGCUUUAAGGUUGGAAAUGCUCUCACGUUUAACGCAGCUCGUGAGAUGGCCAAGUCAGAAGAGUCAGCAGAAAAACAGCUUCAGUUAAUAAAUACCGAAGUACACUCCAUCAAUGCACCUAAAGGAUACCAAGGCCUCAAAAAUCAGCGACGAAACACUGGCUCAGGUAAAUCCCAGGCUUGCAGGAAUUGCGGCUGGGGUCCUCAUUCAAGAGAUCUGUGUCCAGCGAAGAAUGCCACAUUCCAUUAUUGUCGUAAAGUAGGACACCUAGCUAAGAGUGAAAGCCCUCUUGGAAGUCUCCCUAUCACUGAACCCACAUCCGUCCUAUGUAAGAUAGACUCUGGUGCUGAAACCAAAAUCAUACCCACAUCUUUGUACAAUCGACUUGCCCCUCGGGUUAUGAAUCUACAGAAACCUACCACCAAGCUAACAGCAUAUGGUGGAACUGAAAUCCCGAGCUUGGGCAUCUGCCGAGUUUACGUAAAGGGCCCCAACAGCCCAGAACCCAAAGUAAUCCAGGCGGAAGUUGUAGAUGUCGAUGGGCCUCCUAUCAUUGUGCCUAAAAACUGUGCCCAGCUGUACAAAUAUGGUAAAAUAACCAGUGGUGUUUAUAUGAUCAACCCAGAUCAUGCUGGACCUGACUUUGCAGUGUUUUGUGACCAAACAACUGAUGGAGGAGGAUGGACAGUGGUCCAAAAGAGACUUGAUGGCUCUGUUAUUUUCGAUCUCAGCUGGUCUGACUACAAGAAUGGCUUUGGAAAUCUCAAGGGCGAAUUUUGGCUCGGGUUGGACAAGAUACACCGCCUGACAAAAUCCACGACCAAGCUUCGGGUCGAUCUGGAAGAUUUUCACAGCAAAACUGCUUAUACCGUGUACGACAUGUUUGCAGUGGCGGACGAAAGCAAGAAGUACCGGUUGAGUGUUUCGAAAUAUUCAGGAACUGCUGGCGACUCCCUCAUAGGGCAUCAUGGCUAUUCCUUUUCAACUAAGGAUCAAGACAAUGACAGCAAUGAAGGUAACUGUGCUGAGUUAUUUCAAGGAGGGUGGUGGUAUCAUGAGGACUGUUUUUUCUCAAACCUGAACGGUGUCUAUCGUCAGAGGAGGGCCGAAACUUCUGGAGUUAGCUGGUAUACCUGGAAAAGAAACUACAGUUCCUUGAAGAAGGCUGAGAUGAAAAUCAGACCAGUGGAGUGUUAGAGCAUAUAUGCUAGUUUACUGAAAGAAAUUAAAUUCUAAAGGUAUUUCAAGCUGACUUGGCUUGAUUAGUCAGUCCUAACAGAACUUCAGAAAGUAAUUAACUACUGCAACGUAACUCAAUAAACUGUCUAUUGACCUGAAGAAAACAAAUUUUAUGAUAUUAACAUCUCCACAGAAGCCAACUAUACACAAUAUUAAUAUUUCAAACAUUGAUCGCAAAGCUAAUUGUCAAGUAUUUAGGCAUUUAUUUAGAUGAGCAUUUGAAUUGGAAAACUCAAAUAGCACAUGUACAAAGCAAACUGACUAAAAACUUUCAAGUUGGAAUCUUCUACCAACUGCGGAAUUACCUCAAUUUAAAGAUGCUAAGACAACUGUACUAUGCACCUAUUUAUCCUUAUCUUAAUUUUGGUGCAAUGUGUGUUGGGGCAACACUUAUCAGAGUAAUUUAAAUAAAAUCAGUACUAAACAAAAUAAAUGCAUCCGAAGUAUCUUUCUUACAAAAACGGGAACCCUCUUUCCCUGAAUACCAAAUCCUUGAAAUUUGAAAAUUUGAAAAUGUUGUCAGAUUCAAAAUCUGCUCACUCACAUUUAAAUCAUAUAACAAUCCAACAACUGUUCCAGCAAUUUCCAUAAUUUUUUAAUACCUCUAACAGGAAAUGGAGCUACGUUAUUGGU